Messenger RNA from Cucumis sativus (cucumber), 1291 nucleotides. RefSeq lists its product as uncharacterized. The record is from RefSeq and is a predicted model, not a curated record. Lineage: Eukaryota; Viridiplantae; Streptophyta; Magnoliopsida; Cucurbitales; Cucurbitaceae. The transcript has 6 exons. Bases 280 to 1011 code for a protein of 243 amino acids.
CAGAAAAAAGGGUAGAAAUUCUGACGCUUGACGGAAGAGCAUAGCGACUGGACAAAAGCAAGAAUAAUUCGCAUUUCGUAAUACAAUACCGAAUUAAGAAGAAACCAAACCCGGAUGAACCUGCCCAUUCCCAAUUCAACUACAAUCAAAUUUUAGAUAUAGUGCUAAAGAAAAAACCCAUAAUUUCUAAAUCAGACGGGGAACAAGACGAUCCCCAUGGUUUUCAAUCAAACCAACAAUCGUCUUUGAAGAUCGAACCGAGCUUCUUCAUCCCGGACCAUGGAGCUUCAGGUGUCCAAACCCACCUCAGAUUUCGUCGAUAAUAGUAAGAGGAAGAAUUUGGAGGGCCCAACUGGUGAUCGGGUUCGCGUGAAGAAGAAGACUUUGCAGGCUGUGCUGGAGCAGUGUCAGAGAGCUCUUGAAUCGCUGAAUGAGUCCAACGCUGACGAUGAAAACGAGGGGAAUGAUGUGGAUGAAGGUCAAGAUGAAGAUGUUCGGGGAGGGGAGGGUUCUGGGUCUGUGCCCCGUGACCGGGAAGCCGACGAGUUGUGUGAUCUUCUUAAAUCUAAAGUUGAACGUCAUGACUUUCUUGAAAAGCUAGAGGAUGCUCAAGCAUCAGUUCCACAAAAUACAUUUGAAUGUAGUUCUUGGGAUUUGGUCAGUGACGUGGAUCUGUGGGAAAGUGAUGAUGCUCUAGAUCAAGAAGGUUAUGUCGUUGUGAAACAAGAGGAUAUAGUUGAUGGUAUUGCUUGUUUCAUGGCUGCAUACUUAUUGUCCUUGAAGGAAACCAAGGAAUUGUCACCUAACCAACUUCAGAAUGCCCUUUGCAAAACAUUCUCAGUGAAGAAGAGAAAAGGAAAACUCAGGAAGGCAUGGGAUGGAAGCAAGGUCAUUUAUAAUGUGGCAUCUUGGGGAGCUACUGCAGUUGGGAUAUACCAGAACCCUGUGAUUCUAAAUGCUGCUUCUAAAGCCUUCUGGACCUCAUGCCAAGUAAUAUCAAAGCUUCUCUAGUAUACUCUGUCUUUCCCAUUGUAAAUAUCCUAUGCUCAAAUGCAUUAUCUGGAAAAGAAAUUGUUGUUCUUUUGGUUUAUUCUUUCAUGCCUCAGGUUGAUUAUUUUCAUGAAGAACACACUCUUGUAAAUAUCUAUUUCUUCUGUUAGGAUAUGGUCAUUUGGAUGAAAAUUUAUGUAUUUAUGGUAGCAACUAUUGUCUGUAAUUGAACCCUUUUUUCUCACAUGGAAGCAAGCACUGCAAUAUAUUAUGAUUUGAUAGAGAUUCUAUGGUUUACAAA